AUGGAAGUUUCACUGUUGGAUAUGAAAGUUUGUGAUAUCUGUGGAGAUGCCGGGCGAGAGGAUUUGCUUGCUAUCUGUUCUCAUUGCAAUGAUGGGGCCGAACACACCUAUUGUAUGCGAGAGAUGCUGACUAAAGUCCCUGAAGGUGAAUGGCUGUGUGAAGAGUGUCAGGCUCUAGAGCUAGUGGGCAAGAGAAGGGAAGAAAAGAUUGCAAUAAUGGGUGAAAUUGAUAGUAGUGAGCAUUUAAAUAAUUCUGAUGUUGAUGUACAGAAAUCAAAAGGUUCGACGAGAAUUCCUAGUAAAAGGCAUAGAGAUGAUGAUGAUGCCGAAGUUUCUUCAAUUGUGAAGAAGCCUGCUCAUGAGUCAAAUCUUGGAUCACCAAGGCCCUCAAGUUCAGUCAAAACAGCCGUGCUUACUCGUGAAAAUUCCAUAAAGAGUAUAGAUAAGGGCAGGGUGCAGUCUCAAGACAUAGCCCCAGUUAAUGAUAAGACAGAAUCAGGAAGCUGUGCUUCAGAUCUAAGAGUGCAUAGUUUUCGAGGUACUUUCUCAAAAUCUAAUUCAUUCGGUUCCCUGAAUUCAAAACCAAAGGUCAAGCUUGUAGAUCAAGCUGUUAUUCAGAGGCAGAAAUCAGCUAAGGAAGCUAGCUCUUUUCAUCAUAAGGAGAGUGUCGUCAGAUCGAUUGGGAAAUCUAUGUCAUGUAAAUCUAGAAACUCUGAUCGUCCUGAAUCGAAAGUAAAGAUGUUAUCUCCUAGACUCUCUCACAUCCAGGACAUUAGAAAUACGGAGCACCGGAGUUCAUUUGAUCGUCAGCAUCCUUUCAAAGCAGAACGCUCGUCAAUGAGCUCAAUGAUGGGUAAUUCUGUUAGUUCUACAUCGAGAAGUAAUAAAAGACCGUCUUCACUUGCUACCAUGGCUAAUAGCCGUGAAGUGAAGCCUGUACAGGCUGAUAGCAAGUCAGCAACACUAUCAAGAUCAUCCAGUUUUGCUACUCGAAAAACUACAGAUCUAACCAGUUCUUCAGGUGACUUUAAGAGACCAUUGACACAUGGGCGUUGUACUGUUGGGGGUCCAUCGACCAAUGGAGGCAACAGUAAUGAAAACAAGGUUAAUCGGACUAACUUUAAGUCGGAUUCUAUAGCCGUUGAAAGGUCUGCACUUAAUAUGGAGGAAGAAGAUGAAGGUGAUAACCUUAAAGCUUCCAUCGAGGCUGCUGUGUUAAGGAAACUAGGAGUGUACCGGAAGAAUAGAGCUGUCAGUCAAUCUGAUGAUUCAUCCGCGCCAACCUCGGGUGAUGAAGUAACUUGUCGCGAAUAUCCUAUAUCAUGUUCUACUAACAAUAAGAAAUUGUCUUCUGAUGCCGAGCUGAAUGAGAGACCUACAGUUUCCAGGAAUUUUACUGCUGACUCUCAAAAACAGGAAACUUCUCAUUCUGUAAAACAGUCCUCAUUGGUCCGUGUCGAUGGUCUUUCUUCUGCAAUACAAGAUGGUGUCCAUAUUAACUAUUCCAGAAGGGAUGUGCUUAUUAAUGUUCAAGCAGGAAUGCCUUUUUUUUUUAAAACCUUAGCAGUUCCUGAACAUGAAUAUAUAUGGCAAGGAAGUUUUGAGAUAUUUCAAAGUAGUAAAACUAUUGACUCAUGGGACGGAAUCCAAGCUCAUGUAUCAACAUGUGCAUCACAGAAAGUUACUGAUGCCGUAAACAACUUUAAAAGAAGAAUUUCACUCUAUGAAGUGCCUCGCUCAAGCACCUGGCCCGUACAUUUUCAGGAACAUGGUGUUAGAGAAGAUAAUAUAGCUCUCUAUUUUUUUGCUAAAGAUCUUGAUUGCUACGACAAGAUUUACAAGGUUUUACUGGACAAUAUGAUGAAGAAUGAUCUUGCUCUCAAAGGAAAUGUAAAUGGAGUUGAGCUGCUGAUAUUUCCUUCCAGCCAGCUUCCAGAUCAUUCCCAGCGGUGGAAUAUGUUAUUCUUUCUGUGGGGUGUGUUUAGAGGUAAGGACAGUUGCCUUCAACUGAUGCCUGUAUCGCCUAACCAAUUUUGUACCCCUCAAAGUAUUCCCCCACCUAUCAUGUCCUUGCCUGAGAGUAGAUGCUCAUUCAUACCUAUUGCGGAGGAUCAGGAUGGGAGUGGAAACGCAGUGACUCAAGUACUUGAAACGCCUGCUUCAGAAGAACUGCAGAGAUUAUUGUCGUCUAGAGUUGCUAAUAGAGACUAUGUACACAUUGAUAAUGCAAACCGAUGCCAAGAUAUGGCAGGAACUUCCCAGGAAAAAGACACGAGUUCCAUCUGUAGUCCUUGCACACUAGGUGUGGAAAAUUGUAGUUCUUCUCAAAAGCAGUCGGACAGUCCAGUUGAUAGACAUGGGCCCACAAAAUCUGUGGCCAGUAUAUCUGUGGAGUGCAUAAAUGAAGCGAGUAUUUCGGGUAAUAAGCUAGAUAAAGUGAGAUCACCACCAAAACCGACACAAGCCGAAACUGUUUUGAUUGAUCGCAAUCUGGACAAAGGGCAUAUAAAGAUUGAGCAGCAGCAUGAGAGAAGGAUUCUUAACCACAAUGAAUGUACAUUUACAACACCUGUGUUGCCUCAAACCCCUGGCGAGGCAUUCAGGGAUGCUGGUGAUGAUGUGUGUGGAAAAGCCAAUAAUCAUCAUGACUUCAUCCUUGAUCAAAGUGCAGCUGCAGCUGAAAGACUCUUAUUCUCAACUACCGAAUCACGAUUUGCACCUGAUCUGGAGCUUGCUUUAUGGGCUUGUGAAAGAAAAUCACCCAUUAUUGAGCCGUUUGACUUGGACUCCAUAGACGAGCAGCAGCAAGCUUAUGACGAGGAGAUGGCUGCCUCUCCAAAAAAUAAGCACACGGUGAAUAAUAAUGAAGGCACAUGA
This is a messenger RNA of Striga hermonthica, 2877 nucleotides long. Lineage: Eukaryota; Viridiplantae; Streptophyta; Magnoliopsida; Lamiales; Orobanchaceae. The record is from the annotation of a GenBank genome assembly.